Molecule: messenger RNA, 4510 nt
Organism: Cataglyphis hispanica
Lineage: Eukaryota; Metazoa; Arthropoda; Insecta; Hymenoptera; Formicidae
Exons: 4
Coding region: 1-4287 (1428 amino acids)
Source: RefSeq, a predicted model, not a curated record
AUGAUAGUGACCAAUAUAAUACUUGUUACUUUCCUCGUUAUAAUUGAAACAACAUUUGUGAUAAGUGCAGACAAACAACGUUUGGAAUUGAAACAGAAAGUAAUUCGACAUAAAAUCCAGGAAACAAAUUCUUCCGAUGUUCUUAAUGCUCUUUCGGACUUCGGCGUUGUACGAAGAUAUUUAAGUCCAGUGAUCGAAAAAUACAGUGUUCAUUUCCCAAAAAAUGAAUCACGCUAUUCGAAAAAUGAUGUUGAAUCGAGAAACGUGAUAGAGAAAUUAAAAACAUCGGUGAUACUUCGAGACAACAUACUGUACAUUUUCUCAUACUUAUUACACGGCCGUGAAUCUGGACUCACGGAAGAGCAAUAUUCAUCUCUGCAGAUUGUUCACGAAAUUCUCAAGAAGAAGAAGGUUUAUGUAUACAAUUUAUUACCAAUUCUAUCUAGAUUAAACGGUGUGGACAAAAAUCAGCAGACAAUUAUGAUACUAAUGUCGUUGAUAAAAAACUUACCGUCCUAUCUUCAAUGCACAGCCACAUUCUUGGUUAAUGAGAUAAAACAAGAAAGAAUCAAUUUAAACAAAUUACUUAGUAAGACAACAUCUGACACGUUUAAUUACCUUGCCAACAUCGAUUUGGGCAUCUUGAAAAGUAAGAUAAUAAUCGACGGCGACGAGAUGAAAGGAUACGAUAGAUACUCGAAUAUUACUGAAAAAGCUCUCGGUCCGGUAUUUGUAAAGCUUCUCUACAAGUUACACACGCAUAAGCUGUCUUUGUCGCAAGAACUAUUCGGCUUGAUAUUGAUAAAUUUGCCAAAUCCUAACGAUGAUCCUGUAGUGGAAGAAAACAUUAGAUAUCUUUACGAUUUAAGUAAAGAUAAUACCAUUGAUCAUAGAAGCUGGGAUUUGAUUGGAAAAAAUCCUGACAGCAGUGACGCUUACACACUUGUAUUUUCCGUCUUAUCAAAGAUCCUCGUCUCGAAUGUAAGAAUAGCUGUGAAAAACGCUGCUGUUUAUGUCUAUCAUCAUUUGAAACUUGUGAUGACUCCGACCUAUGAUAAUCCAAACACGAUGUAUCUGCGUCAUCUGAUCAGACAUGAUAUAGAUAUUGGAAUGCUACUCUCGGCGAUCGUUCCUCACGAAUUCGGUCCGGAUGCGAUCGGCUUGAAAGACCGUCUGAUAAUGUAUUUCCGGUAUAAAAUAUACAGGCAUAGUGAUAUGAAUGAAAUUUUCACCGGAUUCAAUAAAUUUGCCUACCGCGAUCCCUUAGAUCUUCUCAUCGCAUUUCUAACGAGACUUGUGAAUCGUAUUCCAAGCCAUCCAGGUAGUAAUUUGCAAAUGAUACAAGAACCAGCUGCGGCUCUACUAUCAAUCUUGAUAAUGAAAAAGUCCACUAGAACCUUUACGCCAUUUGUAUCACCUGAGAUUGAUGUACUGAUACUCAUGGAAUCUCUGAAGACUCUUGACGUACAUCAGGCGUUUCAAUCGACAUUAGAUUCCAUAAAAUUUGAAUUAAUCGCACAGCCACAAUUAUCUGUGCUUGUGAGUACAUUAUUGCCGACGGAGAAAUACAACUGUCUUACACCUAUACGAUGUUUGAUAUCUACGUUUCAGAAGAUACAAAAAUUACGGAAUAAUCUGCCUAUGUCACUAUUAACAAAGAUUCAAACUAUAUCAUAUAUUUUGAAGACUAGAUUAAUACAAUUACAACAUUAUUUGAAACCGCAAUUUUCAUUUUCCCUUCCAGCCAUUAAGACAGAUAUUGCGGGAGAUUAUGAGAAUGUUCCUCAUUUCAAUGAAAGCUCUUUUGAAAUUAGAGAAAGAGAGAAAGAGCAAAAAGUACCAAAUAACUUAAAUGAAAACUUAUAUGGAUGGAAAUUAAAUAAAUAUUAUAAUAUGACACCUUUUCUCCUGACUGAAUUAGAAAAUACAAAAAGUCAGACUACGGAAAAAAAUAAACAAAUGGAAAAUAUUAUACAUCUCAAACCUACAAAAACAAAAGUAAAAACGUCUACUACUACAAAUCAAGUGCAAGUCACUGAACAUUUAAAACCCUCAAGUAAACAUCCAAGUAAACCUUCUCAAGAAAAUUUACCGGAUCAGCCUGCAACUUCUUUAUUAGUGACAACAUCAAAAUAUUAUAAUUCUGAGAUUAAUAAACCGUCACAAAAGACAGAAAAAGAGCACCCAUCAACAUCCGUUACACCGUAUGAUAUUGAAGACCAAUUCAAUGUUGACUCUUUAAAUAUAAGAGAGGAAAAAAUUUCACCUCAAACGAGUACAAGCAAGGAAAGUGAGAGUCAAAUAUAUUCACUCGAAGAGAUAGAUAAAGAUAUCACAACGAAGAAACCUAUGCGAUUAAUGACAACAAUACGUAAAACUAAAACGACAAUGAGUUUUCUUCAGAAAAUGUCGGGUGCCGAAAAACCAAUUACUACCACUACGACAAUAUUACCAAAUAUAGAAUCGAAUGUUCCUGAAAAACCAGAAUGGAAUAUUAUUGAAAAACCAAAAUCGUAUGUUACUGAAAAACCAGAACCGGAUUCCAAUGUUGACAUUUCACAUACAAAAGAAGAAGAAAUUUCAUCUCAACCGAAUGCAAGCGAAGAGAAUGAAAGUCAAACAUAUUCACUCGAGGAGGUGAAAAAUGAUGUCAUGACGCAAAAGCCUACGCAACCAACGACGACAAUACGUAUAACUACGAAAGAAGAAACGAAUGUUCCAGAGAAAAGGACAAAUGAUAUUCCUGAAAAUGUAACUACAAUAGUCUUACCGCCGAGUAUAGAACCUAAUGAGCCUCUUAAAAUACAAUUAUCCGAAAAUGGCGUUCCAAUUGUAACGUCCGACGAUCAUAAUAAGACAGUGCCUGGACUUGUUCUGCCAGAAAUCAAAAAACUUUUAAAACCUGCGAACGUAAACAAUUUCUUUUCAGAUGAUGACACACCGAUAGUGACACAGGUUUUACAACCAUUGUCCGCUAUAUUUGGCAAAAAUUAUAUUAAGAAGAUCCUACAAGAACAGGAUAUAAAUGAUUAUUCCACGAACAUUGCAUUAUUAUUAGCAGUACUUAAAAAAGCCACGACCUAUCAACAAGUAACAACGAAUACGAGUUUGAUGAAUUUAAUUCAGAAAUAUAUCUCCACUAUAGAAUAUAUCAGUCCAACAAUAUUGUUACCCAUCGUAGUUUCGUCGAAGAACUUAAUAUCGGAAGUCGUUUAUUCCACGUUUAAUGUACAAGAUUUGACCCGCAGUACAAUCAGCGAAAAACCGCCCGUUAAAAAAUCACCCGAUACCAUUACUAUACCACUUGUCAAUCCUAAAAUAUGGUUACAAUCUAUAAAUCCAUCCGAUCCUUAUGGCGAUCUAUUACCGACUUUGGAAAAGAAAAAUCCUUUCGCAAAAAUAAUACAACCUCUCAAAAAUAUUUUGACAUCUAAAAAAAUCGUGGAAAUACUUGGAUCAGAUUUCCAGCCGCUGAUAUAUCCAAAUAAAGGCACACUUUUGAUAACGCUUUUACAAAAACUGCAAAAAAGUAAAACAAUUCAAAUGGACCCCGAGCUAUUGCCCUUGAUUAACAUGUAUAUUUAUGCUAUCAAAGUACCAUCGAUGAACAUUCAAGUGUCCGAAGACAGUCUCGUGAAGAUGAUGUCUGAAAAAACGGGUCAGUGGCAGCCGGAAUUGACAAGUUUAAUCGUUGCUCUGCCAAGACCUAAGAAUAUCGUGGAAACUGCUAUGUUACAUCAGAUAAAGAAAUUUCUUGACGAUCCAACUAUCUUGGAAAAAUGGCAGAUAACUAAACCUCCAUCAACCAUGUCUCGCGGAGAAUUUUUGCAUAAAAUUAUUCUGAGUGCAUUGUCCCGUAAAGCAAAUUUGAAAAAACAUGUUCUGAAAGCAUUUAAAUAUUAUGAAGAUAAGGUAGAAUUUACUGAUAUGGGUGCCUUGCCAAUCAUGUGGAUGUGGGUCGAAACGUACGUAGUUAAGACUGAAGUAAAUCUGGGCACUAUGAUUCAGCAGACAAUAGACUUUAAUCGAUUGUCGUAUAAGGAAAAAAUAGCCUAUAACGAUCUAAUCACAUAUCUGGCUCAAAAUCCGAAUUUCCUUCAGGAUAAUGAAGAUUUUGAAUUCCAAAAGUAUAAGACACAAGGACAAUUUAUUAAGGGUCUGCUCAGACAUUUACUGAAGAAGCCGCAAAUUAACCGUAAGAUUAAAAAGGACAUUCAAAAGUUACUUUCACGCGUGAUGUUAACUGGACCAGGAGCGAUCGUGAUACCAGAUUUUUCAGGAUUUUAAAACAUUAUUAAAUAAUAUAUUUUAUUAUUGUAAUUUAAAGAGUAUUAAUUAGAUAAUUUGAUUUUGGUUUAGAAGAAACAAAAAAUUUCACACUCAAGUACAUCUGAAGAUAAAUGUUAUUUAAUAAAAAAUUAACUUAAAAUAUUCACACAUUAUUUGUAACGCUAAUCAAUUUGCUAUAUUAUUAUCAUCUUAUAGAAUCUUUAAUAAUUGCAAAUAUAAA